AUGACAAAACGCGACUAUCAAAAUGACACCACUGCCGAAAGCAGGCCUACAAAGAAGUCCAAAGGAGAGAAGAAGGUGAAAGAGACGAAAGAGAAAAAAGAGAAGAAAGUCAAGUCCUACGUUCAGAACCCUUCGCUUGACACCCUUCCUCAGGCUGAGAUCGACGAAUUCCUUGCGAGUAAUUCCAUCAAGAUCACAGAUACAUUGCCUGAUGCCACUCCUCUUCGUCCGAUUAUCUCCUUCUCUCAUCUCCCGGAAUGCAACAGCAAUCUAUAUGAGCAGCUGAACUCAUUCAAAUCGCCAACGUCUAUCCAGUCAGCGACAUGGCCUCUGUUAUUUGGCGGCCGUGAUGUUAUUGGAAUCGCGGAGACUGGUAGCGGAAAGACCCUUGCGUUCGGUUUGCCAUGCCUCAAGAAGAUCGAGGACUCGAAGAAAAAGAAAUCGAAGCCCUAUCAGCCCAUGGCGGUGAUCAUCUCCCCAACUAGGGAGCUUGCGAUGCAGAUUCAUGACCAGCUCCAGAAAUUCGCUGGGCCCGUGGGUGCCAAAGUCGCAUGUAUAUUUGGUGGAGUGAGGAAGGACGAACAGCGCGAAGUUCUGAAGACAGCGAACAUCGUGGUCGCAACCCCUGGUCGGUUGAAAGACUUGCAAAACGACGGCUCGGUCGAUCUGGGCAAGGUCCGGUACCUUGUUCUCGACGAAGCCGAUCGCAUGCUGGACAAGGGAUUCGAGCAAGAUAUCAAGGACAUCAUCCAGCCUAUGCCUGUGUCGAAGCGCCAGACUGUCAUGUUCACCGCAACUUGGCCUCCUGUCGUCAGAGAACUUGCGUCUACAUUCAUGUCUUCGCCCGUGACAGUGACCAUCGGCGGGGACCCGUCUGCGGACCCGCGCGCAAACACCCGAAUCAAGCAAGUCGUUGAAGUGGUCAAGCCUCAUGAGAAAGAGGGUAGACUCGUGCAGCUGCUGAAGCAACACCAACGUGGUGCCGAGAAGGUCCUCGCUUUCUGCUUGUACAAGAAGGAAGCGACGCGCAUCGAACGGUUCCUCCAAUCGAGGGGAUUCAAAGUUGCUGGCAUCCAUGGUGAUCUUAGCCAGCAAGAGAGAUUCCGGAGCUUGGAUGCCUUCAAAACUGGCGCUGCUACGGUUCUUGUUGCCACGGAUGUGGCAGCUCGUGGGCUGGACAUACCCGCAGUCAAACUUGUCAUUAAUGUUACAUUCCCCCUUACUGUGGAGGACUAUGUGCAUCGCAUUGGCCGAACUGGCCGUGCUGGAGCCGAAGGACAUGCGAUCACUCUGUUUACUGAAACAGACAAGGCUCAAUCUGGAGCUCUGAUCAACGUGUUGAAGGCUGCUGGCCAGGAAGUCCCAGAGGAGCUUCUCAAGUUUGGUGGAACUGUCAAGAAGAAGCAACAUGAUGCAUAUGGAGCAUUUUUCAAAGAUGUCGAUACGACCAAGGCGGCCACGAAGAUCGUUUUCGAUGAUUGA
Aspergillus terreus NIH2624 is the source of this 1482-nucleotide messenger RNA. RefSeq names its product RNA-dependent ATPase DBP3 (gene dbp3). Gene Ontology annotation, biological process: rRNA processing. Bases 1 to 1482 code for a protein of 493 amino acids. Lineage: Eukaryota; Fungi; Ascomycota; Eurotiomycetes; Eurotiales; Aspergillaceae. The record is from RefSeq and is a predicted model, not a curated record. Gene Ontology annotation, molecular function: RNA helicase activity; RNA binding; ATP binding. The transcript has 3 exons. Gene Ontology annotation, cellular component: nucleolus.